AAGAGAUCCUUGCUCUCCUUCAGUUCUUUGACCGAUAUAUUUAGACCUUGUUCUGCUUUGUUGCCGAUAGACGGCACUACAAUCGAAAUUAUUCUGCUAUACGGAACUACAGCUGGUGGUGAACUGUGUGUCUCUGUAUCUGUACCCGUUUGAUACUUUUUUUUGUGUGUGUUUUCCAGUAUGGUUUUUACGCAAGUGGGGGAUUUUUGGAACUGACCAUAUGCUUGUCAAUGUAUAGUUGGCUGAAAAUUAUCUUUUUGACACCUGGGAAACGGAAGCUUCUAUAAUACAGGAAUGAAGAUGGAUUUAAAACUGAAUAUAUUCACGUUAAAUUGCUGGGGCAUUGUUGGUAUCAGUAGACAUAGAAAAGAACGGAUGGAAGCAAUAGCAAAUCAUAUUGCCUCCUCUGACUAUGAUUUUGUCUUUCUGCAAGAAAUAUGGAGCCAAACGGAUUUUCAAAUGAUUUGCAAGAAAGCUGCUGAUAUCUUGCCAUAUUCUUAUUACUUUCAUAGUGGAGUGCUUGGUAGUGGUGUUUGCAUAUUAUCAAAAAGUGUUAUUGUUGAUGCUGCACAAUAUCAAUACUCACUUAAUGGCUAUGCGCAUAAAAUUUUGCACGGUGAUUGGUAUGGAGGCAAAGUUGUGGGAUUAUGCAAAGUUCUUCAUCAUGGUUUAAAAAUAAAUUUAUAUGUUACUCAUUUGCAUGCAGAGUAUGAUACAUUCCAUGAUCAAUAUUUGCCACACAGAGUAGCUCAGGCAUUUGAAUUUAGCCAGUAUGUACAACAUACAUCUGAAACAGCUGAUUUAAGUAUAGUAGCCGGUGAUUUUAAUACAGAAUCUACUGAUCUCCCAUACAAAAUAAUCAUUCAUAAUUCUGGUUGUCUGGAUACAUACUGUACUCAAAAAGAGAUUCAUACUGUGGAUAACACUUGCAUAAGAACCACUUGUGGCCAUCCAGAUAAUAUCUAUACAAGCAGCAAAGAGCUUAAUCACUGUCCAACAGGGAAAAGAAUAGAUUAUAUAUUGUACAAAUGUGGUAGUGGUACCUAUGCGGAGUGUUUGUCCUGUGAAACUCCUUUAGGUAAAAUUCCAGAUAGCUCUGUGCCAUAUUCUGAUCACGAAGCUGUUGUUGCUAAACUUCAUAUCUUUAAAUCAAUUGAUGCUCCGAAGCAGCAAGAUAACCCCAGAGCCCGCCUUGAAGCUAUAGAUAGCAGUCACAUUAUCCUGCGAAAGAGCUUGAAAGAAUUGCGAAAUAAUCGACUUAUGUUCAUCCUUAUCAGCUGUCUAUUAUUGGCCCUUCUCUUGGUCACAACUCUGAUUGAAGAAAUUGGUGUAUUUGGCAUUCUAGUAAUUGUUCUCCAAUUCAUAGCUACUCUUCUUCUAGCCUUUUGUCUAUGGAUGGCUCUAAUAGUCAAUAAAAUGGAAUAUAGUGCAAUUAUGUCAGCUUGUAAAGCUAUGGAAGUAUUGACCAAUUCAUUAAUGAAUGAGUAUAAUGAUAAACUUUCUAUGGAUUUUAUAUCCCCGGUUAUACCUCAAGAAAUCAUAUAAUGUUUUGCAGAAAUCUGUUGAGAAGAGAAAAAUUAAGAAUGCACAUUAAACAUAUAGUGUUUAGAUUAUAAAUGAUCCUAUUUUAACAAAAAUCCUUAAAUGAUUUUAAAAAUUCAUAACUAUUCUAUGAAAAUGUUUUCUAUUAUUUAUCAAUGAAUAGCAUUUUUAUUGUGUCAGUUAUUUUUAUGGUAUAUCUGCUAAAUUGUUUAUAUUUCCUUUGUCUAAAAUCCAAUCUUAAAUCAAUUAUGUUAUUUAGAAUGAUAUUUUUCUUUUCUUUUCAUUGUUAGGGCUAGACUGUGAAAUACUUUUGUCUUCUAUUUGGCAUUAAAAAAUAUUCUGUGUUCAUUCAUUAUUUCCGAUUUAAAACAUGCAUGUUAAAUCCAGUAAAUUGAAUAUGUUCUGUAGUUAGUAAGUAGAAAUGUAAAUGUAUCAUUUAGAUCCAUGAAAUAAUAUUAGAAAUGGUAUUUCAUAGAUCUACUUCAUUAAGAUAUUAAGCUCAAGCUCAGUGCUCAUGAAAAAUGAUCAAAGAAUCUACACUUUUCUAUAAUGAGUUGAAAAUUUUUAAAUACUGAAAUUUAUAAAAAUGUUCUUUUUAACUUGAUAUUGUCUUGCAAUGUCAUAAUUUAUUGUUAUGUCCUUGUUGUUGAAUAUACAUUUAUUGUUACAUAGUUAUUUAAUAUUCUAAGUGAUUUCCGACCUGUGAUUAUUAAAAAUAGUUUUGCAAGGAACCAAAGUAGUGUAAUUUAUUCACUGAUUCCAUAUUUAUUAAGGAGCUAUGAUUCUAUUUUUGUAUUAAUUUAGCACAAUUGCUUUUUUUUUUUUUUUCUUUCUUUCUUUUAGAAAGAUCUUUGAUUUUCUAAACAUUUUUCUGUUCUAUUUUUGGCACCAUACAUGCCUAAGAAACUGUUACAAAAUCUUAAAUUAUAAAAUUCUUCAUUAUUCAUGUUUUUGUAGAUGUGUACUCAUUUUGUUAUGCACUC
Messenger RNA from Argiope bruennichi, 2525 nucleotides. RefSeq names its product putative neutral sphingomyelinase (gene nSMase). The record is from RefSeq and is a predicted model, not a curated record. Bases 295 to 1545 code for a protein of 416 amino acids. Gene Ontology annotation, cellular component: cytoplasm. NCBI's taxonomy places the organism in Eukaryota, Metazoa, Arthropoda, Arachnida, Araneae, Araneidae. The transcript has 8 exons. Gene Ontology annotation, molecular function: sphingomyelin phosphodiesterase activity.